CUCCUCCUCUCUCUUAUCUCUCUCCUCUCCCUUGAGGCAAUUCCUUUCAAACCUCCAAAAAUCCUCAGAAAACAAUGAGCAACGACAAGGACAACUUCAACCUCGCCAACAUAACCGCCGCUCUCAAGGACGAGGACCGAGCUGGCCUUAUGAACGCUCUUAAGAACAAGCUUAUGGCUGGUCGUUCUGAAGUUCUCGAGAGUCUGACUCCUCAAGUGAGAAACCGUGUUGAAGCCUUGAGGGAGAUACAGGGCAAGCAUGAUGAGCUAGAGGCAAAGUUCCGUGAGGAGAGAGCUAUUCUUGAAGCUAAGUAUGAAAAGUUGUAUCAGCCUUUGUAUACCAAGCGUUAUGAGAUUGUGAAUGGAAUUACUGAAGUUGAGCCGACUUCAGAGGAUACAAAGAUGGACCAAGGAGAGGAAAAAACUGCAGAAGAGAAAGGAGUUCCAAGUUUCUGGCUGAACGCUUUGAAAAACAAUGAUGUUACUUCCGAGGAGGUCACAGAGAAUGAUGAAGAGGCUCUCAAAUAUCUUAAGGAUAUUAAGUGGUGCAAGACUGAAGAGCCUAAAGGAUUCAAACUUGAGUUUUUCUUUGACUCGAAUCCCUUUUUUAAGAACACGGUCUUGACAAAGUCUUAUCAUAUGAUUGAUGAAGAUGAGCCACUGCUUGAGAAGGCUAUAGGGACAGAAAUUGAUUGGUAUCCUGGAAAGUGUCUAACUCAGAAGGUUGUUAAGAAGAAGCCUAAGAAGGGUUCAAACGCCAAACCAGUCACCAAAAUGGAAGAUUGUGAAAGCUUCUUCAACUUCUUUAAUCCUCCAGAAGUCCCGGAUGAAGACGAAGAUAUCGACGAGGACAGAGCUGAGGAACUUCAAAAUCUGAUGGAACAAGAUUAUGACAUUGGAUCUGCUAUCCGGGAGAAGGUUAUCCCUCAUGCUGUCUCAUGGUUUACUGGUGAGGCUAUGGAAGCAGAGGAGUUUGAUUUAGAUGAGGAAGAGGACGAUGAUGACAUUGAUGAGGACGAAGAUGAGGAAGAGGACGAAGAUGAGGAUGAGGAUGAAGAUGAAGAUGAAGAAGAUAGCAAGACUAAAAAGAAGUCAUCAAGCGGACAAAAGAAGGGAGGGAGAUCUCAGGUGGUUGGUGACGGUCAACAAGGCGAGAGGCCACCCGAAUGCAAGCAACAGUAGUAAUGUCUACGCUCUACUGAAUGAAAAGCGUUGCGUCAAAAACAUAUCUUGGGUCAUUCGCUGUUCAUGAGGAUGAUCUCAUAGGAGUUUUUAUCAUUUAAUUUUUGGUUUUUUAUUUUCUGAGAAUCACUCAAGACUUCACCUUAGUGUUUAUCAAUCAAUGAAUUGUCCCCUUCUUUUGUUUCGUUUAUCAAUCACAGGUAACACAAUUUAUAUCAUC
This is a messenger RNA of Eruca vesicaria subsp. sativa (arugula), 1401 nucleotides long. Lineage: Eukaryota; Viridiplantae; Streptophyta; Magnoliopsida; Brassicales; Brassicaceae. The record is from the annotation of a GenBank genome assembly.